Molecule: messenger RNA, 13287 nt
Organism: Lymnaea stagnalis (great pond snail)
Lineage: Eukaryota; Metazoa; Mollusca; Gastropoda; Lymnaeidae
Source: the annotation of a GenBank genome assembly
AGGGAUCAUGUGACCAAAUAACAUGGCGGAAGCUUUGGAAAAGACAACUGAGUCAACUGUAAGGAACUAGUGGAAUAAUUUCAUAAUUUAUGAAAUCAUUUUCAGUUUUUCCGUGGAUUGUAUCAGUAGAUAAAAUUAAAAUGUGAUAUGUAGGAAAUUGAAGUACUAUUUCUACACAUGAAUUGAAAAAGCUUUGGAUUAUAAACCUAUAUAAUAUAUUUUAUAAUUUUUCAUAAAUUUGAAAUAAAUAAGUAAAUAAUAUAGAAUAUAGAGUAUAGAGUUUUAGUUUUAGAGUAGAUAGUAUAUCAAUUAUAUGUUUAUUGAUAGUAUACUUAAGUAUAGUAUAGUAAUUUAAGUUAAAGUAAUUCACUGAUUCAGUAAUUGUACCACAGUGGCUGAGUCUAAGACUAUGAGUGACAGAUAUCUCAGCUGUUACUGUUAUUAUUUGGCAUUAUUUAAUUUAUUUGCUAACUUAUCUUGUUCAUCUUGUUUAACUAUUAAAUAUUUACUUAAGACUUAACUUACUACUACUAAUCAUAAUGUCAUAAUCGCAGUCAUCAGUGCUAACUCAGAACUGCAGUGCUAGCUAAGAUAGAUUAUAUUCUUGGACUAACUUGAUAAGAUUUUGUCUUUUCAGUUAGCUAUGGAAACAAUUCACGGUGUAGAAGAAGAUGAUGAUGAAGAUGAAGAAGAAUCUGAUUCAGAAGAUUCGGAAGAGGUAAUACUAAUACUAAUAUAAUGGAUAAGCAAAUAAUAUUAAGAUUUCUGACAUGAGGCAAGAAGACUUGUAAUAAGUAGGACCACUGUAUGAUCCGGGAAGUGCAGAACACCCCAUGUCAUGAUUUCAUUGUCUUAGGUUGCAUCAUUGCCUAAUGCCACACUUCAGAUGCUCCCUCUGUGUUGAAAAUCAUCAUGACAAUUGGGUCAAAAUGAUAGUAUCUGCAUUUAGGCCUUUACAAUUUAUUCUUCAAAUAAUUAUCAACAUUAGCUAAUCAAAUUAUAAUGAAUUUAAGUAAUCUAUGACCCAACAAUUUUUUUUUUUAGGAAAUUGAACCAAAGCUUAAAUAUACCAGAUUAGCAAAUGAUGUGUCCAAUAUUUUAAGUAAGGAUGCUGCUAGCUGCAUAGCUAUUCAUACAAAGGUAAUUGUGAUCAUUUUGUAAUAUAAAAAAAAUAUGUAUUUUUAUAAUUGAAUUAAUAUUAUAAAUUGUUUUUGUAGUGGGUUUGGUCUAACUUUAAAGAUUUAAAAGUUUUAAUUAAAAAGCUAUUCAUUUUCAUUACAGUACCUUACAGGAGAUUUGAUCUUGUACUAUGCAACCUAAUUUUUAUAUGUUUUUAAAUAAGCUAUGAUUAAUAGUGUCAUACAAAAUUAAAUUUUGCAAUGUUGAGCAAGCUUUGCACCAACCAUAGCUAAUGAAACUUUUAAAUGCCUCUAUUUAUGAAGAAAAUUUGCAAUAUUAAGCAGAUACUCAUACAUAAAAUAUAUGGUAUAAUGGGAAAUCUUUGUUUAAGUUUAAUUCAAUAAUUGGAGAUAUAAUUUUUUUUUAUAUUAUUAAUGUAACAAAUGUUAUGUGUAAUUCAUUUUUUUAUCUUUUAUAAUGCUGUUACUAGUUUCUAGCACUAGGAACUCACUGGGGCACAAUCCAUAUUCUUGACCACAUUGGCAACAACAUCAGAGAAAAAGAAAUUUUGGCAGUAAGUUGUCAGAUAAUAUAUAUGUACAUAAAUGCAAUUCAUUCUUGUAAAAUGAGUCACCUACAUACUGUUAAGCAUUCCUAUCAUUCAAGCUUAUAGCUAUAUUUUCCAAUCUUCAGCAUUCAACAACAGUCAACCAGAUCAGCAUAGAUGACAAUGGGGACUUUAUGGCUAGUUGCUCUGAUGAUGGAAGGGUGAGUUUUUUAAAUAAUUACUAUUACCUAUAGGGCUCACUCCCACUUAAAAACAAAUUCAAAGUAAAAAAUACCAUUUAAUCUUUAUGAACAAAAUUUUUAAUAAUGGAUCCAAAAAUUAUUUUAAAAAAACUAAAAUUAAUUGCUAAAUUAAUAAUUUUUGUUAUGAAUCAUAUUUAGUAAUUUUGGAAAAAAUUUGCACUGGAAAUUAUUUAAAUAAACCAAAGUAUAAUUUUAAAAUAAAAAAAUAACUGAAGUGUUUUUGUGUAGUUUAUUUUUGCAAACUUACAAACAUGGUAAGUUUCUCUCAAUGUUUUUUUUCUUAAAGGUAAUAAUUACAGGCUUGUAUGACGAGAGCAAUCAAACUGUGACUUUUGACAGACCUAUAAAAGCAAUUGCCCUUGACCCACUUUAUUUCAAGCCCAGUAGUGGGAAACAAUAUGUUACGGGCGAUGACAAGGUUUGCUUGACUUAAAAUUUUUUGUAUCUACAUAUUUUAUUUCUUAAAAUUAAAAAAUUAUUAAAAGUUUCAAUUGGAGCAAGUUUGUAAGUUAAUUAUAUGUUCUGGUUGGUCAGAUGACUAUUCAAAAUGAAGGGUUUUAUCUUCACUAUAAAUAGUCUUUGAAUCUAUUAAAAUUGUCUGCUUUAUUUGAAGGAACUGCUCCUCUUUCAAAAGCUUUUGGUUUACAAUUAAAGUAAAUGUCAUAAAAGUUAUCUUAUGUUUAGCUUCUUAAAGGAGUGGAACAAAUCAAAAGUCAAGUAAAUAUGGUACUGAUAUGCUAACACACACUCAUAAAUACCAAUAAUUAACAAAAAAAAUGAAUUUGCAUAUAUACUGUAUUUAUAUCUUUUGUAAAAUAUUUUUUUCUAGCUCAUUUUAAAUGAGAAAAGUACCUUUUUUGGUCGUCAUAAAAUGACUGUUCUUCACCAAGGUGAAGGUCCUAUUCGCAAUAUUAAAUGGGCUGGAGAUUACAUUGCUUGGGCCAAUAAUAGUGUAAGUAUAAGAUAACAUUAGAUGAGCCAAUAAGACUGUAAAUAAGAUUUGGUCUAUCACAGUGUAAUUACAAUUUAUGUUUUUAAAAGCAUAAUUAUGGUCACACAUAUUAUCCCAUACUUAAUUGGGAAAUCUGUUAAAGAUUACAUAAAUUUAUGCAGAAUUUUUAAAUGUUGUUAUUGCUAAUUUAAGGGAAUUAUAAUAGUGAGUAUGCUGUAUUCUUGCAAUGACAUAAUUUUUUUUUUAAAAUUUCUGUAGGGUGUUAAAGUAUAUGAUGUGGUUUCCAAAGUCAAAAUCACUAAAAUAGACAAAGAUCAUGAGUGAGUUUUAUACCUAUUUUAAAAUGUUUCAAGCGAUACAUAGAAAAAUAUAAUUAAUUUCUUAGAUAAAAAUUCGAUCAAUAAAAUAAACUUAGUUGAGCUCUACUGCAGUCGCCUGGAAUUAUUACCAUUUUUAUUUUAAACUAUUACUUUCAACAGCAUGCGGCCAGACUUAUGUAUCUGUCAGCUUGUAUGGCGUGAUGAAAAAACAUUGCUGAUAGGUUGGGGUAAUAAAGUAAAGGUAAUUUAAAAAAUGCUGUCAUUUAAUCCUCUUUGUUGUGUAAUAGUUAGAGUCUAUGUUCAAAAUGAGUAAAUAACAAAUAACUACAAUUGCAUUUGAAUUGAAAGCUCAAAUUUAUUUUAUUGUCCCUGUUUAUUUUCCCCCCCUUCAUUUAAAAAAAAUUAAUUACCAGAAAACUAUGUUAAGAGGAAAAAACACUCUGCUGAUACCAUUUACUGUUUAAAGUUUAAAAAACAACUUUUCUUCUAUUCUUUCUAAAAUAGUAUAAAUCCACCUUGCUUACAAUUUCAAAAGAUAAAAUUAAAUAUUUAAGUCCAAAGCCAAAACUUUUCUUUUAUGUGACACUUUUUUUCUUUAUUGCAUUUACAUGAUUGAAAUAAUAUCAACAGACAGCUACUCAAAUUAACAGCAAAAUUUUCUUAAAAUUACAGAUUUGUGUUGUAAAAGAGCAAAACAAGACUGAUGUUAAAGAAAAUGUGCCAUUGAAAUAUGUUGAAAUAAGUAAAUAUCUUUCAUUAUCGUUAGUAACGCUUUGCAAAAGAUGUUUAGCUAAAAUGUAUAGGAGUUGUUGACAUAACGAAAUAUGUUGUUUAAUGCUUUAAAAAUGUAUUUAUUUGAUAUUAAUUAAUUAUUUACGAUAUAUUUAUUUAGAUCUUAAAAAGUCUUUAAAUAAUAGCCACUAUCUUUUAUUUUCUCAGCUGCCAUGUUCACCACUGACUUCAUUAUUUGUGGAAUUGCUCCUCUAGCAACUAAUGUUGUGGUGCUAUCCUAUGAAAAAAAUGCUGAAAAUUCAGAAGUAAUUUUCUUUAUUUAAAUCCUCAUGUUAUAUGAUUACAUAGACAAAUUUGCAUAGACAACUUACAAUAAAGUAUUAACAUAACUUACUUAUCACAUUUUAAUAGGGGAAACAAUUAAAACAUAUUUAAAAAGUUGAUAACAUACUAUCUUUAAACCAUACUUCCUAUGUAACAUCUAAUACACAUGAUCUAAAUAUGAAAGCGAGAAUACCAUCCAAAACGCUGAAUACUGACAAAUAACUAAAUUCAUAAUUUUAAUUAAUAUUACAAUAUUAUUGAUUUAAUAUUUUAAAUAUUUCAUUAUAUUCUUAAAAACUUUGGGCACAUUAUAGUUAAUAUGUGUAUUAGACCUAACAUAUUUAUGGGUUUUUUGUAAUAAAAGGGAGAGGUGAGAUGGGAACGCUUGCUUUUUUUUUUGUUGUUGUUUCUGAAGUCAUUAAAUGAAAUUUGGUAUUUGUUGUUGAACAAUUUAUUUUGAGAACAUUUAGAUUCAAAAUUGUUAAAGCUAGAGAUUGAAUGCCUAUGAAGGUUUUUUUUUUUCCCCUUUAAGGCCUGUGUAGCUUAAGUGUUCAAUUUAGAUCAAAUCACAUCCACUUUUUAUUGUUUUUUGAGCUGUGGGAUAUAAUUUUUUUUCUUCUUCUGCUUUACAUUAUUAGGAGUAAAUAAAGAAGAAAAAUCCCUUUGAUUUUAAAUAAAACUUGAUUAUCAAGAAAAGAGAGGAUUACACAAACAAAAUCAUUAAGGCUGCUAUAUGUGUUCUUCGUAAACAACGUAUGUGGAAGCUUGAAUCCAAGGACAGGACAAUAAGUGUCUUUUCAUUCAAGCUUACACAUUCCUUGUUCUAAAAUUUCCUUCACACAGCUUGAACACAAUCCUUCAUUUAUUAUUAUAUAUGUACUUCUGGGCUUGGCAUAAGAUUUACACAUUUCUUUCAUCAUUAGGCAGGGCGUGUAAAUGCAGGGAGACCUCACCUUCUUAUACUAGAUCCCCACAUGAAUCACUAUGAUGAAAUUUCAAAUGAUGCACUUUCAAUCAGAGGGUUCCAAGAGUACAGAUGCAACGACUAUCAUCUGGGUGAGAUAUUUUUAUGAAUUAAAAAAGAACAAUUAUAAACUGGUAUAGCUUCAUAUUUUUUGUGGAUGAAGUUUACUUAAGUUUCAGCAUACAUUUUACCAUCUUGUGUAUUUGAUGUGAAGAUAAAUUAUUUAUUGACAGAAUACCUGGCUGAUGACAACCAAUUCUUCAUCGUUAGCCCUAAAGAUAUUGUUGUCGCAAAAAUAAGAGAUCAGGAUGAUCACAUUACAUGGCUGAUGGAACAUGAAAAAUUUGAGGUAAUUAAUAACAUUUUUUAAAAAGUGAAUCAAAAUAUCACACCCACAUGCUCAAGUACAAUUGAAAACUUCACUUUAUCAGUCAUAUUUGUACUAAAAUUCUAUUUUAGUUGGAACAAAAAAGAAUUGAUUAAAAGCUCAGUUAUCAUUAUUUUUUAAUCAAUGUUGAAGGGCACAGUGCCUGCUGGUAUUUUAAUAGUUUAUGUCAUGCAUUAGAAAUUUUCUACUAAAUGCAGAAUACCGUAUUUUAAAUACUAUAAGACGCACCUUUUUCUUCAAAAAAUUGCCUUCAAAAUUCAGGUGCGUCUUAUACUCGAAAUUAAUAUAAAAAUGGUAAAAAAUUUAAAAAAAAAAAAAUUGCUUAAAAAUUAAGGGGCGUCUUAUAGUCCGUAGAGCUUAUAGUCCGUAAAAUACGGUAUAUUCUGGACACUUCUGACCUUUCAUUAAAGUUGUUUUUGCUAUUUUGAUAUGUUUAGAGUUAGAUUCUGGUUUCAUAUUUUCUCAUUUCUGUUAAUUAGAUUUUUAAAUUUUGAUUUUGAUAAUUAUUUCUAUACAGGAGGCCAUGGCUGCAGCAUCAGAACAUAGCAAAGAACUUAAGACACACUCUUAUUUUGUAUGUAAUCUCUAAUGGGACUUAUUUACUAGCAAAGAUUAAUGUCUAAAGCAGUCCAUUUUGGCUAGACUUAUGCAAAAUUUGCCGAACCUAGCAAAUCUUAGCUAUAAAAGAAUUAAGUAGGAGACACUUUUUGUAAUGGUUCUAAAAAUUAAAACAAUUAAAAAUAUCUAAGGACUAUAAAAGGUUCCAUUUUUAAAAACAUGAAAUGUCCCUUUCUUUUAAAGAAAUUUAUGAGGAAAUAUAUCUAGCAAUAUUUUUAAGUUCCCUAAUAGUUUUUUUUUUUUUUUUUUAAAAUAUAUAUAUUUUUAGAGAUCAAUGUAAUGCUUUGUAAUGAGUUAAUUGCUUUAUGCUAUAAUAAUUUUUACAUAUACUUUUCUAUAUAAAAAGGACUAUAAAAGGUUCCAUUUUUAAAAACAUGAAAUGUCCCUUUCUUUUAAAGAAAUUUAUGAGGAAAUAUAUCUAGCAAUAUUUUUAAGUUCCCUAAUAGUUUUUUUUUUUUUUUUUAAAAUAUAUAUAUUUUUAGAGAGCAAUGUAAUGCUUUGUAAUGGGUUAAUUGCUUUAUGCUAUAAUAAUUUUUACAUAUACUUUUCUAUAUAACAUUCCUUACAUUUUUACUUAUAAUAAAGGCCAUUGGUAGAGCUUAUCUUGACUACCUACUGGAAGAAGAGGCCUAUGAUGAAGCUGGCAGGCUUUGUGUGAAGAUUCUUGGCAAAAGAAAAGAAUCAUGGGAAGAAGAAAUUUACAAAUUUGCAAAAAUUCAACAAUUGAAGUUAAGUAUACUCUUAUUGAUUCCUAUUUACACAUAUUUAUUGGUUAUGAAAUAAAUUUCUCAAUAUACUAUUUUAAUAGCAAUAUUGAUUUUAAUACUUGAAUUAAUAUGUGCAAGUAGGGAAUAAAAGGCUACAUAUUCAACACAUUCUUGAAGAUUAAUUGGUUUUAUCCUAUCAACCUGAUUGCAUAUUUUGUGAUUUAAAAUUUAAACCAUGAUCAUUUUAAUCCAUUCUAUUAUAUUAAUUGUUCUUUUGACUAUUUCAGGCUAUUGCAACCUACAUUCCAAGGUCAGAUCCAAGACUGAGUUCUACAAUAUAUGAAAUGGUGUUAAAUGAGUUCCUGUCUACUGACCAUGAAGUUAGUAUAUAAAAUAACGAGUAGUGCUUUGUGGGACUUCAUAUUUAAAGGCUUUAAGAACUAGUCAAAUGGAAUUUGGUUCUAAGAUUUUACAAAUGAGUUUUAGAUGGAACAUAUUUCACCCGAAAGAACUAACUUAUUCCUUCUUUCACAACAGAGAUUCUUUCAACUCAUUAAAGAGUGGCCAUCAGACUUGUAUGACAAUGACUCCAUCAUAAAUGCCAUACUUGGACGCCUGGACAGAGAGAAACAUUCAGAACUUCUUCUAAAUAGCUUGGGCCAACUGUGGGUUUUAAAAAGCUUACUUUUGUUGUAAAAGAAAUGCAGUAAAUAAUUAACAAUCCAAGUGAAAAGGAAUGUUUUAAUACAUUUUUAAAAAAAAUGUUGUGAUAUUAAUUUAAUGAAUAAAUAAACAUUCAAAAUUAUGAAAAGGCUGUGCUUAAUAAAGUGUUUUUUUUUCUUUUUGUAUGUGUUUACAGUUAUGUUCACCAAAAAGCAUUUGACAAAGCUCUGGGAAUAUAUCUAAGGUAGAUUAUAGUCUGUUGUCCUUUAGAAAUUAGGAUUUAAAAUAUUUUUAACAAACCUAAAAUCUUUUUGAAUAUAAGUUAAUUUAAUUUAACUUAAUGAAUUCUUUAUAUGACAAACACAAUUUUUGUUAAAUGAUGGGAAUUAUUUAGUUAAUAUAUUCAUACAUUUUAAAUUAUAUUUACUUACUUCUUUACAACUGCUAAUUCACAACAAAUUAUGUUUUUGAUUUAUUAAUAACUGAUUUAUUUAUAAACUUAUAAGAGAUCAAAUUCCUUACUACUUCUAAUUCAUAACACUUGAAUAUGUGUGUUAGGAACAUUUGUGUUAGGAACAUUUGUGUUAGGAACAUUUGUGUUAGGAACAUUUGUGUUAGGAACAUUUGUGUUAGCAAUCAUCAUAUUUUUGCAAAUGUAAACUUUUUUACAGAUUAAAACACAAAGAUGUUUUCACACUGAUCCACAACCAUAACUUGUAUGACAAUAUAAGUGAUAAAAUUAUCCAGCUAAUGGACCUAGACCAAGAGAGGGCUGUCAAAAUGCUUCUUGAUAACAGUGAAACAAUUUCAGUAUGUAUACCUAUGUUUUAAAUGCAACAAAAAAGCACAAUCCUGAUAUUUCAUAAGACUCCUAAUUAAAGUAUUUUAAGAAUAUUAUAUAUUCAGAAAAAUGCGUUUCUAGACAAAUUAGUUUGAAGAAUUAUUGAGAUCGUUUUUGAAAGCAAAUGCUUAUGUUAAAUUUUAAAUGGAAAUUCCUACAAAGCUUCCCUGAUUUUACUCUCAAGAUCUGACAUUCCUAAAUGUUAUUACAAUACAUUGUGUCAUGCAUUUCUUAUAACUUGAAAAUUACAGGUAGAAAAAGUAUUGCAACAAUUGAACAAAUCGCAGAGCUAUCUCCAUGUGGUAAGAACUAGUUAUACAUUAACGAAUUUAGUUUGCUGCAAAUAAUUUUAUUUUAAACUGAAAUGACAUAAAGUAACAAUCUUUAUUAUGAAGCCUGUUGCAUUGCUGGCAGAAUCUAUUAUAUACAUUUCAUUUGAGCAAUGUCUUUCUCUUUAUUUGACGAUUCUUUGUUCAUUUGUGUUAACCUAGAGUUUUUUGUCGUCUUUGUUGGACAGAUAACCAACUUUUAACACCUUUUUGUUCUUUUUAAAAAUUUUCAUUCAGUACCUUGAUCAACUAGUACAGAAAGAUUUACAGGGCACACAGAAAUAUCAUGGCCAACUGGUCAAGCUGUAUGCUGAAUAUGACAGAACAAAGCUUUUGCCAUUUCUUCGUAGAAGUGAAUUUUACCCACUACAAUUAGCUUUGGAGGAAUGUGAAGCAAGAGACUAUGUCAAAGAGCAAGUUUUCCUUUUGGGUAUGGGAGUAAUUACCAGCUACUGAUUUUUCUAUACAUUUAAUUUACAAUUAGAGAGGACAAAAAUUAUUUUAACAUUAAUGCAAUAACAAUUGGUAACAUGACUCUUACUUCUGUAAAGUUUUUUUUUGCUCUGAAUGGUUGCACCUAACAAUAGGGAGAAUUUUAUGUUUAAAUGAGUUGUAACUGCCUUUGCAGAGGUCUAUUGGAAAAAAUGAUUUAAUUUUCACUAAGCAGUAACAUUAGUUCUUCAAAUACUUUCUAAAGUUUUCAAAACACACAAUUUAAAUAUCUAAUUUAAAUCAGUUUAAAACACUUUCUAAAACUGUUAUAAUUUUCAGGUCGAAUGGGCAAUUUAACAGAAGCUCUCAAGUUGAUUACAGAGAGACUGCAAGAUGUAAAUCAUGCUAUUCAGUUUUGUAUGGAGCAGGCUGAUGAGGAAUUGUGGAAGAAUCUAAUAGAAUAUGCAAUGGGAAACCCAAGUAUGUACAACAAUUUAUAAGACAAGCUUAUCAGUUUUAAUAUUUAUAUAAAAUUCUGGUUUAACUGGGUAAUGUGAGAAAUUUGUUCAAGAUGUUUUAAUGUCAAUUCACAUACAAUUGAAUUUUUGACGGAACUGUUUCAUUUCUGUGUCCAGAGUUUAUCACAGCUCUUCUACAGAAUGUUGGUGCCCAUAUUGACCCCAUUAAAGUCAUCAGUAGGAUACAAAUUGGAAUGGAGAUUCCAGGCUUGAGAGAUUCCCUUGUCAAAAUCCUACAAGAUUAUAACCUUCAGGUAGAUGCCAAUAAAUUGAAAGCAGGCAAUAAUUUUUCGUUAUGCUACAAAAACAGAAAACUAAAAUUUUUGCUUAUGAAAUAUAUCUGAUCAACACCACCGUUGAAUGUAUGUCACUUGAUAAGUUUUCAAACGACAUAUUCAAGUGGCAUUUAAUAAGUUUUGAAAAGGUAUUGAACAGCAUGAUGACUUCCCUAUAUUUUAUUACAGCUGUCGUUACGGGAUGGUUGUAGGAAGAUAUUGGUUGCUGACAGUUUCAAACUCCUUGAGAGGAUGGUGAAAACUAGGAAACGAGGAGUAUUUGUUGAUGGUAAGCUUAUGUUCUAAUUGAUAUUUUAAUGUUGUGAUAAUUAAUAAGUGCUUAAUUUUUUUUUGCAGUACAACACUUCUAAGUAUAAUCCCUAUUGCAGUUCUAUUUUAAUUUCUAUUCAUCACCAUGUAUUCCAUAACAGGAUUAAUUUGUUUUAAAAGUAUGUUUUGGAUGGGUCUAAUUCAGUAGCAGAAAUGAGUUCUUAAAUUUGUGUGGAGAUGUAUUAAAUUAAUUUUUCCAAAAGCAUUUCAGCUAUUUCUAGCUAUGUUAUGGUUGUUAUAUUAACAUAUUUUGUUUGUUGAAGGAGUUUUUUUGUGUGCUAUUCUUCUUAUUGCCCUACAUACAAAGACAUUGCAACUUUUUACACAAAAACAAAUAAAAUUACUGUAAGCCAUUUUGAGAAAGAGACACUAAAUUUUAAAAAACUAAGCUGGAAAUCGACCAUUACAAAUCCCCAUAGAAAGAAGACAAAACUUACUUAUUUUUAAAAAAAAAAUACUUUAGGAGUACUAACCAAUUAAGUUAUGUCUGUUUAUAAAACAGUUGCCAAUAUCAACAUAAUGUAAAUUGUCUUCAUUAAAAUAGCUAAUUAAAAUGUCAUUCUAAUACUAUUCAGAAAGUCAGCUUUGUCCAGUGUGCAAUCAGAGGUUGACUGUCAAUGGUAAGUUGUUAAACAUGUGCUAAAUGUAUUUAUUUGUGUGCUGUGCCCAGUUAAUCCUUGAAUCAUUACAUUUUUCAUUCUUCUGUUUUCAUAUUUUUUUUCUGACAAAGUGGCUUUGGUUUUCUUUUCCUAAUUAGAUAAACAUUUGAAAAAAAUAUUUUUCACUGUUUCUUAUCUAAAACUGUCUGCAUUUAAUUUUUAUUUACUGUUAAAUUAUUAUUUUAUUUUUUCUGUUUGAAAUUGCUCUUAGUCUUACAAUUUAGCAAUUUUAGAUGGCACAUAGUCUUCUUUGCAUAAAAAAAGUAUCUUUUCAGAUUUACGAUUUGCCAGUAAUCUAAAUGUGUUUCACUGCCGUCACGCCUUUCAUGAAGAUUGUUUGCCAGCACGUGCUGUAAGUCUUGGGUUAUAAGGAACUUAAUGCUCUAUAAAUAAGUAUUAAUAACCAAUGCAGGCAACCAAAAGUAUGGCAAGUGCAACUCUCAGUGGUCAUAUUUCAGAAUACAAUUAUUUCACAUUGAAUGCCAUUGGCAAUAAGAUUAAAUAAAAAAAAAAAAAAAAAUUGAAAGAAAUGCACAAAAUAUUACUUUGAAAUUUUUGUAUAAUAAAAAUAUUUAACCUUGUCAGAAUGCAAAAUGGGAUUGUAAUUUAGGCAUAAAAAAGGAACUUAAUGCUCUAUAAAAAAGUAUUAAUAACAAAUGCAGGAAACAAAAAGUAUGGCAAGGGCAACUCUCAGUGGUCAUAUUUCAAAAUACAAUUAUUUCACAUUGAAUGCCAUUGGCAAUAAGAUUAAAUAAAAAAAAAAAAAAAAAUUGAAAGAAAUGCACAGAAUAUUGCUUUGUACUUUUUGUCUGAUAGAAAUAUUUAACCUUGGCAGAAUGCAAAGUGGGAUUGUAAUUUAGGCAUAAAAAAGUUCAUCCCUUGUUAUCAUAUUAUAUGUGAACAAUGCUAAAUAAAAUGUAAGUACACCACAUUUAGUGUCAUUUGAUUUUUAUAUAGUGUCAUUUGAUUUGAUACAGUGUCAUAAAACAUAUAUUAUCUAUUUCAGACACAUUUUAUUAUUUUUAACUCCAUUUAUAGAUAAUCUAUAAAUACACCUCAUUUAGUUUGUUUUGGUUUUAUAUAGUGUCAUAAUGAUACAAAUUAAUUAUCUAUUUCAGACAAAUUGCAUUAUUUGUAACUCUAUCAAAAAGGAUAGACGUCCAGGAACAAGAGAGCACUAUCUAAAGUAAUGUAUACACAAAUGCCAAGUUUUGAAGGAUAAAUGUCUGUUCAUUUAUCUUAACAUUUAAAAAUGUGAUAUUCGUAAAAUAUUUAACAUUAUCAUCUGGUACUUAUGUUGUUUUUCUUUAAAUAGGUUUAUAAAAAAUAUAUCGGCAUGACAGAGAUAGAUUUGUUUCCUUUCAGGCGUUAACCUAUACAUAAUCAUACAAUUUUUUUACUUUUAGAUGUUUAUCUACAAAUCAUAUGUCUAGUCAAAUAUUAAGUUUGGUCUCUGGAACCAUGGUAAAUUGUUUAUAUAAGACAUUUUGAUUCUUGUCAUUUUUGUAGUCUUGAGAGGGAUGGCUAAGUAGUAUAAAAAAUAAAUAUCAAAACUGAAUGUUCAUUCAUAUGUUCAUUUUCCUGUGACAAAGUCAUUUUUCUUUGACAUUUUUGUUUGGUUAAGUUCUGUACACUCAUUAAAAAAAUUCAUUUAAACCAUUGUUCUAUUCCCUUAAAUUUCAUUAAUGAGCAUUAUUUUUAUGUUUUUGCUUUUAAAUUGUUAAUGAAAUUCUACCCUUGUCAAUAGAAACUGAACAAACUCACAAAAUAUAAUGCCUGAUCUUAUACUUAAGGAUUACAUGUUAUUUGCCAUUGUGCUCAUAGACUUAAUCUGAGAGAUAGUUGUUCAAUAAAAUUUAAUUAAACUACUUUGGUUUUUUAAUUUAAAUUUUGUAACCUUCAUGUUAAAUCUUAUCUUUGUAUUAGCUUUUUUUUUGAAAAAAAAAGUUAUCAACCAGCCAAUUUUAGUCUCAUACCUGCCAACCUGUGUGACCUGUAAAAAUUAAAUAAUCCCCAAAAACCUGUACACAAUAAGUUUUUAAAAAGUUGAUGCUGUAAUUCUUUUAAAGUUUCUCAAAAAUAUAAUUCACCAAUGAUUCACACAAAAGGUACUAGUCUAACAGCCAUAUCUUAUGUUUAGACUGUGCUUCAUUGAUAGCAUAUCAAUCCAAAUAGUCACUUAAUUAAUAGGAUUAAUAGGAAUUAACUUCCAUUUUGACCAAGAAAACCUGUACAACAUUGUGUAUGGCCAUAUAAAUUGGAAAAUAUAAAACUUGUAACAUGGGUCAGAUUUCAUAGAAAUGAAG